Messenger RNA from Phycodurus eques (leafy seadragon), 4688 nucleotides. It is a transcript of the gene tsr1, whose product is annotated as TSR1 ribosome maturation factor. Bases 68 to 2566 code for a protein of 832 amino acids. The transcript has 15 exons. Gene Ontology annotation, biological process: maturation of SSU-rRNA from tricistronic rRNA transcript (SSU-rRNA, 5.8S rRNA, LSU-rRNA); ribosome biogenesis; endonucleolytic cleavage of tricistronic rRNA transcript (SSU-rRNA, 5.8S rRNA, LSU-rRNA). Gene Ontology annotation, cellular component: nucleus; preribosome, small subunit precursor. The record is from RefSeq and is a predicted model, not a curated record. Lineage: Eukaryota; Metazoa; Chordata; Actinopteri; Syngnathiformes; Syngnathidae. Gene Ontology annotation, molecular function: U3 snoRNA binding; GTPase activity; GTP binding.
UAUCCGUCAUAACGUCACGAGUGCGGAUGUGAAUCGGUUUGUCCUGGGCUGGCCCUCAUGGUGAGAAAUGGUGGCACACGGGGAAAAACAACAAGGCCACAGGCCGGGCGUCUAUAAGCAGAAAAACAAAGGGCACAAACAUGGCAGGCAUCGGACGAAAGGUGAAAUUGCGAGAGAAAAUAAAGGAAGGGUGUCCGUGAUAGCCCUCACCAAAAAACAGAGAAAAGAACAACGGAAGAUGGACAGGAAGAACAAAGCCAAUCAACUACGCAAGAACAAGAGAGAUGUGGUUCUAACAGAGAAACGCCGGUUAGGCAGCAGGGAUGGUCCUCCCAUUUUGGUCGCUGUGGUGUCGCUUCAUCCCGCAGUUGACGCUGGUGCUGUUACCAAACUGCUGCGUCAAGAGGGCACAGGCGGCGUUGUACACCAAGAUAAAUCUGUCAGUGGCGCCAGUGACAGUUUCGGGCUGGUCGUUCCUCGUUUUAAACAAAGGUUCACCUUUCUUAGGACCAACACAGAUGACAUACAUUCACUGCUCGAUGUAGCAAAGUUGGCGGAUAGCCUUGUGUUUGUGCUGGAUGCUGCUGAAGGGUGGGACAGCUAUGGAGACUACUGUCUCUCCUGUCUAUUUGCCCAGGGUCUCCCUAGCUGUGCUCUUGUGUGUCAGGGUGUAUCUGACCUCCCCGUAAAGAAGAAGGUGGAUUCCCGCAGGGUGUUGUCCAAAGUCAUGGAACUCCGCUUCCCCGAAGCCCGCCUCUUCCCUCUUGACACGGAGCAGGAUGUCACCCUUUUACUCAGACAUUUGGGCACGCAGAAGCAACGAAAGCUGGGCUACCGGUCCAGACGCUCCCAUCUCGUAGCUCAGAAUGUCACUUUUACGCCCAAAGCAGUCUCUGGCGAAGGCACGCCGGGUGGCCCCGUUGGCCUAGGCACACUCUGUGUCUCCGGGUAUGUCCGUGGGCGUCCUCUCCGAGUGGACAGGCUGGUGCACAUCAGUGGACAUGGAGACUUUCAGCUGAGGCAGAUCGAUGCUCCAAGGGACCCGCUUCCCUUGAACACAACGACAGCCAGACCAGCCAAGCCCGGCAAGGAAGGAGAUGUUGACAUGCUGGAUGGUGAUGAAACGGAGCCACCCGUGCGGGUGCUCAUGAAAGCAGACCCUUCUUGCAGGGAGAGCCUGCAGACUGAGGCAGAGGUGGACCCUAUGGAUGGAGAGCAGACGUGGCCCACAGAAGCAGAACUGCUGGAGGUCGAAGAGGCCAGAAAGAGCAAACGUGUGAUCAAAGUCCCAAAAGGAACGUCUGACUACCAGGCAGCGUGGAUAGUGGACGAUGACGACGAAAAUGGUGAUCUGGAUGAAGAAAGUAGCGAUGUUGAUGACUGCGAUGGUGACAUGAUGGAUGAAGCCCCUGAUGGAAAUGACGAUGACUCACAGGAUGCAGGUUCAGAUCUUUCCUCAGAAGGGGAGGAUGAAGGAGAAGAGGAGGAGGAAGUGUGCUCCACAGAGCGAGCGGGAGCCGACCAGCGUUACGACGAUCACAUGGAUGAGGCGGUGGAAGAGGAAGGUCUCAAACGUUACCGCGAGGCACGAGCCAAUGAGAUGUUCCCUGACGAGGUGGACACACCCCUUGAUGCGGCUGCCAGAAUCAGGUUCCAACGCUACAGGGGCCUAAAAAGUUUCCGGUCAUCCCCCUGGGAUUCCAUGGAGAACUUGCCUCACAACUAUUCACGUAUCUUCCAAUUCCAGAGCUUCGAGCGCACCCGCCGCCGCAUCCUGACUGAAGCCGCUGAAGAGGAGGAGGGAGCCAUGGUGGGCUGGUACGUCACACUCCACAUCAUUGAUGUGCCCUCCUCCGUGAUGGAGAGCGUGCAGGCAGGCAGGCCGCUGGUGCUGGUGUCCCUCCUCCCCCAUGAACAGAAGAUGUCGGUGAUGCACCUUUUGGUGAGGAGGCACCCCAGCAACACGGAGCCCAUCAAGUCCAAAGAGGAGCUGGUUUUCCACUGUGGUUUUCGGCGGUUCAGGGCCUCACCCAUCUUCUCUCAGCACACCUCUGCGGACAAACACAAGAUGGAGCGCUUCCUCAGGCCAGACGCCCCCACUGUGGUGUCGGUGUAUGCUCCCAUCACGUUCCCCCCCACAGGAGUCCUGCUCUUUAAACAGAGGGAUGAUGGCGGGCAGGAUCUGGUGGCUACAGGCAGCCUGCUCAGUUGUGACCCUCAGCGCGUUGUGCUCAAGAGGAUUGUGCUGAGUGGACAUCCUUUCAAAAUUAACCGGCGCUCUGCCGUCGUCCGUUACAUGUUCUUCAACAAGGAUGACAUCAUGUGGUUCAAACCUGUGGAGUUGCGCACCAAAUGGGGUAGGAGGGGCCACAUCAAAGAGGCUUUAGGAACACAUGGUCACAUGAAGUGUGUGUUUGAUAGCCAGAUGCGCUCUCAAGACACGGUCCUGAUGAACUUGUACAAGAGGGCCUAUCCUCGUUGGACUUAUGACCCCUACGUGCCCUUGCCACUGCCCUGGUUUAAACUGGAAUCGAUGGUAGACGUGCAGGACUUGGAGAUGGAGUAGUAUGACGUGGCACGGAUUUCAGAACAAAUAUAUUAUUGGUAUUGAAUAAAAUUUAUUCAGACUCCAUACAUUUUGUUGCUGAUGAUUGGGUUACAUACCGAAGGUUCAUGGUUUAUUAUUUGGUUAAUUUAUAUUUAUGGCCUUCAUGCGUGAGCGUAUAUUCCAACUUCUGUGCAAAAUUGGUUAUGUCGCUGCUGAUGAAAUGAAAUACCAUUUGUAAAGCGAGGACCCAUGCACACCCUGGCUUUAAAAAGUAAUCUGGAUCAGAAUAAUCCGGAUUUGGCAUUUUUAUUUUAUUGCUGUCUAGAACAAAUUGAUCUAUUCGUUUUUGUCCUCUCUAUAUAUUUUUUUUUUUAAACUUUCAGGUAGGAUCAAUCUGAUCUGAAUACCACAAAAUCAGGAUUACACAAUCCAGAUUUGAGGUUUUUGGGUAGGCCAACUACCAGAAUUCAUCCCACUUGUAUUUUUACCCUUCACUGGUUUCAUUUCUUUUCUCCUUUUCUUCAAAUUGCCUUCAGCUACUAUUAUGUUCUGUCAGUUUUAUACAAAUAAUCAUUAAAGUAUCUGCUGAAUGACUAAUGAAGAAAUGUCUCUUGUACUCGUUAAAGUAUGUGGAGCCUAUUUAAUGCAGGUGUGCUUUGUCAGAGAUAGAUGAGACUGAUAUGGCAGCAAGCACUAUGAAACGGGGUGAUCUCACCCAAGCUGAGACAUGCCAACCUCGAAGGUGGCACGGCAGGAAGCAGAAGGCCAUAAGAGACCACAGUAAAACUGGCAGCGAAUCCUAUUAGCUCGGGAGUGCUCAGUGACAUCGUUCUGGACAUUACUGGGGAUUAAAGAUUUUUAACUCCACUGGAUCCAGUCAGUUCCUCAAGGUGCUGGUGAGUCUGAACUGUAUGAAACAAGACUCAAUCGGCGAUGGCAAGUGAGUCAGGAAAGUUGUAGACCUUCACCCUCAAUUUGGAGGAGGCAGAGCCCGAAGACCCCCAGACUACCAUAUGAAGAGCCUCACUCUUCACAGGGAGAACUGCCUCGAAAGAAGCACUGCUUCGAGAAACAGCCAGAGUCGAGAAGAUUGCUUUGGAGAGCUUGUGGGGAAGGAAGCUGUGAGAACAGAUCGCUUUAGUUUAGGAGCAGAUCAAACUUGACCUUGCUUAAUCAGAAACAAAACUAUAUAUUUAAAAUCUCAGGCAAAGAUAUUAAUCAUAAUUAGGUUUAAGCAUUUUUUAAACACAAUAAUAAUUUACAUAGUAUACUCUCCAGGAUGGGGAUCUUUAAUAAUAAUAAUAAUAAUAAUUAGUGAAAUAAUUUUUUACAACUCAAAAGGUUGGGUUGGUAGGUUGGUUUGUGUAAUGUCUGUAUUACUAUGUGAUGUAUUUAUUUGAUUUUAUGGCAAUUAACAUAUCUUUUGCACACUGACAUACCAGGUUUCAUCCGUUCUGUUUUCAAGGAAGAAUAGAAGAAAAUAAUUUGAAUGAUGCCUAUAUCCCUCUUUGUAGCCUGAUGGCCGGUCUUAGUACACCGUACAAUGUAGCAUCCACCUUGAAUCCUUGCUUGAUCCACUCUUCAAAUAGGAUCGUGUCAGUUCUGAUCUUUAGAAUCCAAGCUUUCCUAAUCUUCACUUUAGAAUUUUGAAAGACCCGAGAAAAGCAUUUGAUCGGGAUUAUGGGUAGGAUUGGAUUACCAAAUUCAUAUCUCAGUUUUACUAGGACCAAGAUUACAUAUCCUGGUUUUAAAUGCCUAAUUUUGAGAUUUAAUCCUUUCCAGAACAAUCUGAUCCAGAUUAAAUGUUUUGAAAUACCGGGCCCAUACGAUUAGACUAUGUUGCCUUUAGAUUGCUAUGGUAAUUUGGCCACCAGAGGGUAGCAAUGUAUAAAUCUCCCGUGAUGCUAAACCUGUGCGAGAUACUGUAGAUGCAAUAAUUAUGAUAUACAGAUAGUACCAAUACUUUGCCUUUUUCCAGGCAAAGUAUUGGUUCUGCAUUUGUUUGAUAUUUAGAUUGAUUGACUUAAUGUGCAUUGCAUCAAAUCCAUGUAUAAAUGCAAAUAUGUACCAGUAAUAACAUAUUCAACUGCAAUUUCAGUUGUUUUAAAUUAUUCCUAACAGCUUUAACAGCCCAAAUCUU